This is a messenger RNA of Cloeon dipterum, 3565 nucleotides long. RefSeq names its product dihydropyrimidine dehydrogenase su(r) (gene su(r)). The record is from RefSeq and is a predicted model, not a curated record. The coding region runs from base 231 to 3317 and encodes 1028 amino acids. Gene Ontology annotation, biological process: thymine catabolic process; uracil catabolic process. The transcript has 18 exons. Lineage: Eukaryota; Metazoa; Arthropoda; Insecta; Ephemeroptera; Baetidae. Gene Ontology annotation, cellular component: cytosol; cytoplasm. Gene Ontology annotation, molecular function: dihydropyrimidine dehydrogenase (NADP+) activity; iron-sulfur cluster binding; NADP binding.
CUGCACGUCGUGGUGGCUCGCCAUCUGGUGGUGCUGGCGUCAAAUUCAGCCGGCUAAUUGUGGGCACAAGGUCAAAAUCUCGAAUCCAGCUGCGUGCUAACUGGCUGUCGGUGUGGUGUGCGUUCGCGACGAGAAAACGAACGACAGGCGUGCGUUCACAAGCGAGUACGACCUGAUAAAGCGAACGGUCUGAGCGCUGCGCCCACAUAGAGGUUCGAUCUUCAGAAGAGAUGGCCUCGACUCGACCGCUCAGCAAGGAUUUGCCGGACAUUGAGGACCUGCUGGCCCUGAAUCCGAAAAUCGCCCCGUUCGCAAGCGUGGUGCCGUCGUCGGUGACCAAGCAGGAGAAACUCAAGUGGAAGCGCAAUGCCAACAAAAACUGCACGGCAUGCCCAAGUCUGGAAAACAACUUCGACGACAUCAAGCACACAACCCUGAGUGAAAGGGCCGCCCUGAAGGAAGCUGCACGCUGCCUGAAAUGCGCCGACGCCCCGUGUCAAAAGUCCUGUCCAACUCAGCUGGACAUCAAAAGCUUCAUCACCAGCAUCGCCAAUAAGAACUACUAUGGUGCCGCACGCCAAAUCCUGUCGGACAACCCUCUCGGCUUGACCUGCGGUAUGGUGUGCCCCACGAGUGACCUCUGCGUGGGAGGCUGCAAUCUGGCCGCCUCCGAAGAGGGCCCCAUCAACAUCGGCGGCCUCCAGCAGUUCGCCACCGAAAUCUUCCAACAAAUGCGCAUACCGCAGAUUCUGCAGCCUGGACUGAUCCGUCCAGCGGGACACGACCGCAAAAUCGCCUUGCUUGGCUGCGGCCCCGCGUCUCUCUCCUGCGCCACCUUCCUUGGGAGACUUGGCUACUCGGACGUCACGAUUUUUGAGAAGAAUGAUUUCAUUGGCGGAUUAAGCUCCGCAGAGAUUCCCCAGUACCGUCUCCCUUAUGACGUUGUCAACUUUGAAAUCGACUUAGUGCGAGACAUAGGAGUCAAGAUAGUUACGGGCAAAGCUCUGUCUGCAAAUGACCUAACCAUAAAGAGCUUGCGGGCGGACAAUUACUCGGCCAUUUUCGUCGGCAUCGGCCUGCCAGACCCAAAGAAAUUCGGCGUGUUCGCUGGCUUGGACGAGUCAAAGGGUUUCUACACGUCUAAGAGCUUCCUUCCGCAGGUGUCACGUGGCAGCAAAGCGGGAAUGUGCGCGUGCAGGUCCGCUUUGCCCAAGCUGUACGGCUCAGUUGUCGUUUUGGGAGCUGGAGAUACUGCCUUCGAUUGUGCCACUUCCGCCCUUCGCUGCGGAGCAAGAAAGGUCUACGUCGUCUUCAGGCGUGGAACGACAAACAUCAGAGCAGUUCCAGAGGAGGUGGAACUGGCGAGAGACGAGAAGUGCGAAUUCGUGCCCUUCCAGGCGCCGAAAAAAGUUCUCAUCGAAAACGGCAGAAUAUGCGGCAUCGAGCUCGUGCGCAACGAGCAGGACGACAACGGAGAGUGGCACUUGAGCGACGACCAAACUACGCGAAUUAAGGCCAACUUCAUUAUAUCAGCGUUCGGCUCCACACUGGACAACACUGACACUAAGGAAGCGUUAGCACCGCUCAAGUUCAACAAGUGGGGUCUACCAGAGGUUGACCCUGAGCUGAUGACCUCAAGUGAACCUGAUGUUUUUCUUGGAGGAGAUGUGGCUGGGGUUUCAGAAACCACAGUGGAGUCGGUGAAUGAUGGAAAAACAGCUUCUUGGAGCAUCCAUAAAUAUCUGCAAGGACUGGAAGGAAAGUCUGUGCCUGACACUCCUCAGCUGCCAAAAUUCUACACUCCGAUUGACACUGUGGACCUCAGCGUGGAGGUUUGCGGUCUCAAGUUCCCGAAUCCAUUUGGUCUAGCUUCCGCCCCGCCUGCUACUUCCAGCGCAAUGAUCAGGAGGUCGUUUGAGGCUGGCUGGGGAUUCGCUGUUACGAAAACCUUCUCCCUGAACAAGGAUCUGGUGACCAAUGUCUCUCCAAGAAUUGUACGUGGCGUGACGUCUGGCCACAACUAUGGUCCUGAGCAGGGCUCUUUCCUCAACAUCGAACUAAUUUCAGAAAAAUCCUGUGAAUACUGGUGCAGAAGCGUAACUGAAUUGAAAAAGGAUUUCCCAGAGAAGAUUGUCAUCUCCAGCAUCAUGUGCAGCUUCAACAAAGAGGACUGGGUCGAGUUGAGCAAGCUGGCCGAGGCGUCCGGAGCUGACGCCUUGGAGCUCAACCUCUCUUGUCCCCACGGAAUGGGAGAAUCUGGAAUGGGUCUUGCAUGUGGACAGAAACCGGAAUUAGUGAGGGAAAUUUCUCGGUGGGUCAGAGAGUCUGUGAAAAUUCCUUUCUUCGUCAAACUGACGCCCAAUAUCACCGACAUUGUUGAAAUAGCAAGGGCAGCCUAUGAGGGUAAAGCAGAUGGUGUGUCUGCCAUAAACACCGUUUCUGGUCUGAUGAGUCUCAAGGGUGACGGAACUCCUUGGCCCGGCGUCGGACAAGAAAAGUUGACUACCUACGGCGGCGUUUCUGGAAACGCAGUUCGUCCAAUGGGUUUGCGUGCUGUGUCCGCCAUCGCAAAUGCACUCCCUGGAUUCCCUAUCCUCGGAAUCGGUGGCAUCGACUCCGCUGACGCCACUCUGCAGUUCUUGAUGGCUGGCGCACCAGUUGUCCAAAUUGGCAGUGCAGUGCAAAACCAGGACUUCACCCUGAUUGAAGAUUACUGCACGGGUUUGAAAGCCCUGCUUUACCUCAGGUCCCUGGAGCACUUGAAGGAAUGGGACGGCCAGUCUCCACCCACGCCGGUGCACCAGAAAGGAAAGCAAGUCACAUUAAAUGGUGCCCUUGGAAAGAAACUUCCCCACUUUGGCAAAUUCCUUGAAGAGCGUGAAAAGGUUGAAUCCGAAUUGAAAAAGAAGGAAGACCUCCUGUCUGAAUCAAAGCUUCCGUUUGUCAACCGACCAGCCCCUGAGCCAGCAGUGUCAGUGCCUGGCUUGAAGGACGUCGUUGGGCAAGCACUGCCCAAGAUCGGAGCCUACAAACGCCUGGACAAUAAGCAGCAAGUAGUCGCCCUCAUCAAUGACGAUAUGUGCAUCAACUGCGGAAAAUGCUACAUGGCUUGCAACGACUCGGGCUACCAGGCAAUUGGUUUUGAUGCUGAAACACACAUUCCAUUUGUUACAAACGAUUGCACUGGCUGCACCAUGUGCGUUUCUGUCUGUCCUAUCAUCGAUUGCAUCACGAUGGUCAAAAAGACGAUUCCUCACGUUAUAAAACGAGGCGUGCCUAUGCCCAAUGCCCAGCAAGUGGUCAAAGAGUGUCAAUAAUCUUCAUUGUACAGAGUUUUUAAAUAGUUGGCUAUGGUCUAUUUGAUAUUGCGUUGAAAAAAUUUAAAAUUGAAGUAUGUAAUCAAAUAAAUUUUAUCGCAUGUUAGAAAAUAUGUAUGUAUUUCAACAAUUGUAACAUUUUGGAGUGGGAAAGUUACAACCUGAUUUAAGAGAGAAUGUAUAAUUAAAUAUUAUAUGUGUGGCUUAUUCUUUUUUGAAUGACAAUAAAUUGUUCAAAGUAUAAACAA